Messenger RNA from Lagenorhynchus albirostris (white-beaked dolphin), 2695 nucleotides. RefSeq names its product proteasome activator subunit 3 (gene PSME3). Gene Ontology annotation, molecular function: endopeptidase activator activity. The record is from RefSeq and is a predicted model, not a curated record. Gene Ontology annotation, biological process: positive regulation of endopeptidase activity; regulation of proteasomal protein catabolic process; regulation of G1/S transition of mitotic cell cycle. Lineage: Eukaryota; Metazoa; Chordata; Mammalia; Artiodactyla; Delphinidae. Bases 177 to 941 code for a protein of 254 amino acids. Gene Ontology annotation, cellular component: cytoplasm; proteasome activator complex; nucleoplasm. The transcript is spliced from 11 exons.
CAGCAGGCGGGCGGGCGGGCGGACGGCACGAAGGGAGGGAGCGAGAGAGCAGUGAGUGAGCCAGCGAGGGCGGCCGCGUCCCGAAAGCAGCCGACAUUCCCGCCUCCCUCUGACCCCCUCCCCGGAGCCCACAGCGCCUCCGGUCUCCAGCGGAGCGGACACGGCCCGGCCCGGCCAUGGCCUCGUUGCUGAAGGUGGAUCAGGAAGUGAAGCUCAAGGUUGAUUCUUUCAGGGAACGGAUCACAAGUGAGGCAGAAGACUUGGUGGCAAAUUUUUUCCCAAAGAAAUUGUUAGAACUUGAUAGUUUUUUGAAGGAACCAAUCCUAAACAUCCAUGACCUAACUCAGAUCCACUCAGACAUGAAUCUCCCAGUCCCUGACCCCAUUCUUCUCACCAAUAGCCAUGAUGGACUGGACGGUCCCACUUACAAGAAGCGAAGAUUGGAUGAAUGUGAAGAGGCCUUCCAGGGAACCAAGGUGUUCGUGAUGCCCAAUGGGAUGCUAAAAAGCAACCAGCAGCUGGUGGACAUUAUUGAAAAAGUGAAGCCUGAGAUCCGGCUGCUGAUCGAGAAAUGCAACACGGUCAAAAUGUGGGUACAACUCCUGAUUCCUAGGAUAGAAGAUGGGAACAACUUUGGGGUGUCCAUUCAGGAGGAGACAGUUGCAGAACUAAGAACUGUUGAGAGUGAAGCUGCAUCUUAUCUGGACCAGAUAUCUAGAUAUUAUAUUACAAGAGCCAAAUUGGUUUCUAAAAUAGCUAAAUAUCCCCAUGUGGAGGACUAUCGCCGCACCGUGACAGAGAUUGAUGAGAAAGAAUAUAUCAGCCUUCGGCUCAUCAUAUCAGAGCUAAGGAAUCAAUAUGUCACUCUACAUGACAUGAUCCUGAAAAAUAUCGAGAAGAUCAAACGGCCCCGGAGCAGCAAUGCAGAGACACUGUACUGAGGCCAGGGCCAGGGCCAGGGGACUCUGUGAGUCUGGCUCAAGACCGACAUUGCCUUGGUUUGUUACAUGACUAUCGUGAUGGGGAAACUGGCUGGAAGUAGUAAUCACCCCUCUCUCUGUUUUUAGUUAGAGCCUAAUGAAACUCUCAUGUAGUUCUGUGACGUGUUUACCUCUUUUUUCAGGCCUCAGGAACUCUUCUAUUUCCUUCCCUAGUACCCCACGCCCCCCUGUCCUAAUUUCUGGAGACCUCCAGGUUUAUGUAUGCAGGAUAUUGGCACAAGAAUACUUGUGUUUUUUCUCCCUGGCUUUCUCCUGUGUCUUGGGCUUUGUAUAUUCUUCCUCUUGAUGAUCAGUUGGUUAGAAACUGAGGGAACUGGAAGGAGAGUGCUAGGUGUUUUGUAGGAACUGGGGCGGAGUGUGGGGGACCAGCUCCUUUCUUCCUGAUGGGAGGUUAGUGUCCCUUGACAGUGGGACGUUGCAUCCUCCCUGCCACAGUUGCCCUGGUGAUGACUUCGGGUUUCCCAUCUAUAUACAUUGCACCUUGAACCUGAUCAUGACAAGAAACACCUUAGACCUUCUGCCAAGUCCCUAGCUGCUUCAGAUGUUUUUAUAACUAGGAUUUUCACAUACACAUAUGUGUGUCAUAUACACACACAUACACACAUGCAGCACACACAUGCCUUCCUACUCUGUUACUUGAUGCCCCCCUCCCCCCAGCCCUGCCCACCCCCCCAAACCCUGUCUCUGUCUCACACACACACACACACACACACACACACACACACACACACACACACACACACACACACACACACACACACACACACACACACACACACACACACACACACACGUUCAGAAGGUGUUAGGUGUCUUAGUUCUCAUCCACCAGGGCCCAUUGUCUCCUGGUAUUGUAGCCUCUUGGUGCCCGAGGCUGGUGAGUUGGAGGACAACUGAAAGAUGAGAAGCAGGGGUAGUGGGUUCCCCUUCCUCUGUGAUUCGGGUCCUUUGGGGCAUUUUUGCAAAGGCUGGUCCUCUGAAUCCCGGUUUCCUCUUCCCAGGCCAGUUGUAAAUUGGGGUGGGGGUGUCUGCAGCUGUGAGGCCAGAUGCUGCUGCUCCUACUGGGUUUUCCCUUUGGGAAAAAUGUUUUCUUAUUUAUAGUAUUGUGCUUCCAGGGAAAGUGGUCACUUGUGUGUAUAUGUGUGUGCAUGCACACACAUGCAUGUACACAUUGUGUGUAUGUGGAAAUCUGCUGGGCAAGUCAAAACCAUAGAAGAGUUGCCUCUUAUCUCUCAAAUCUUCCAGAGAUGUCACUUGUCACAGCUUUUGUGUUAGCCCUCAUCAACCCCCACUUUUAUUCUACCACUACUGGAGAGUCUGCUGGUGAUUCUCUGUGUCUGUUGCUGACUUUUAUUCUACCCCCGUCUCUGUCUUGCAGCCCCGAAUCAUAUUUCCAUCUGGAUGCAUCAUUUUUCCUCCCAGUGUGCUCUAGAGAAGGAGUUAGGAUGCUGUCUUCCCAUGAAUAGUACUCAGUAACAAACCAAUUGCAUUUUAGUUGGGCAAUGCCCCUACCCACCCUCAGACCCCUUCCAGCUAAAAUGUUCCGUCCUCCCACCAUGUGUUUCUCAGUUUCCCUUUUUGUUUGUUGGAUUGUUCCCAUGUCCCUCCUCCUCACCUUACCACCCUUGGAUCGUAAUGUAAAAUUCUUUUACCAUGUCAAGAAAUUAUUAAAAAUACAGGUACUUUGACCUCUU